This is a messenger RNA of Fusarium odoratissimum NRRL 54006, 537 nucleotides long. RefSeq names its product insulysin. Bases 1 to 537 code for a protein of 178 amino acids. Gene Ontology annotation, biological process: peptide catabolic process. Gene Ontology annotation, cellular component: cytosol; mitochondrion. NCBI's taxonomy places the organism in Eukaryota, Fungi, Ascomycota, Sordariomycetes, Hypocreales, Nectriaceae. The record is from RefSeq and is a predicted model, not a curated record. Gene Ontology annotation, molecular function: metal ion binding; metalloendopeptidase activity. The transcript has 2 exons.
AUGGUCUUAGCGCUGGUUCUUAACCCUCCGUCUGACGGAGGAGGGUCUCAAGAACUGCCCUGGGAUCGUCAAGAUACUUUUCCGGUACAUCAGGUUCUUCGCAAAGACAGCAUUGCUAGGGCAAGGUGGAAAAAGGAUGAUACCUUCUGGGUUCCUCGCGCCGACGUCAUUGUCAGCUUGAAGACGCCGCUCAUCUAUGCUUCGCCGGAGAGCAAUGUCAAGGCUCGACUAUUUUCUGACCUGGUCCGUGAUGCGCUCGAGGAGUACUCAUAUGAAGCGGAGCUGUCUGGCUUACAGUACAACGUAAGUCUCGACUCGCGCGGUCUGUUCUUGGAUGUUAGCGGCUACAAUGAUAAGCUGCCUGUGCUCUUGGAACAAGUCGUCACAACAAUGCGAGACCUGCAUGUCAAGGAAGACCGUUACGAGAUUUUCAGGGAGCGCUUGACCCGAGGGUACAGCAACUGGCAGCUACAAUCCUCCUACCAUCAGGGUGGCGAUUACACCAAUUGGCUCUAUAUUCCCGAGCGGGACUUAUAG